AUGUUUGUGGUGCGGGGCAUUCCCUUGGCAUUUACCUUCGUGAUAGCGAGUGGUGAGCUACCUGACAGCUCGGAUGCGAUUCAAUGGCUGAAGGAUUGUCAAGGAAGUUUCUCGAAGAAAUUGCAGAUUGGUGCAUCGCAUGGACGGGGCAUUUUCGCCGCCGAAACCAUUUCGCCACAGCUAUUGAUCUCGGUGCCAUCCAGGUGCAUUCUGUUUGAUGAGACCAUCGAACAUGAGUCAGAGGAAGUGUCAGAUGUUGCGCGGUACUUGCGCGGAAACGAGACGGCGAAGAAGUUGUCCAACAAACUUCUGCUGACAGCCUUCAUCAUGCAGCAGCUCGUCUUAACGAAACCAUCCACGCGAUUUGCACCUUACCUGCUGGAUCUACGCAAGAGUUUUCCAGCAACCGUCCCGGAGAUCCCACUCUUUUGGACCAAAGAAGACAAAGCGGAAUUGAAAGGCACUUCCGCAUUAACAGAGCUUCCCAAGAUGUUUCGAGCCAUUGGCCAAGAGUAUGAAGUGUUGAAAUCAGCAUCGCCAGCUUUGGCAGCUAAGCAUGGACUAGCAGAAUUUCAGGCUGCCUAUGCUUUCGUUGCGACUCGCACCUUUACUUUGCAAACGGAUCCUCCAGUGGCAGCUCUGUAUCCGAUGAUUGAUUUGGUGAAUCAUGGCGUCAACAUGCCCGAAGUCGGGAAACACCAGGAUAUUUCAGCCAUGGAGACUGGUAGUGCUAUGGUGGAAAUUCAGCAAAACACUGGUGACUUCAAUGCCCUGUUGAAGUCGCAACAAACCAUCGCAAAGGGCGAGGAAGUGAGCAUCACUUACGGACUGUUCAGCAACACGCACUUGCUACUGAAGUAUGGCUUCGUGAGCCCCUGGCUCCACAAUUCCACUUGUUUGACGAAGAUCAAAUUGGAAUUUCAAGCAGUGGAUCAUUUUCGGAUUUUUCGGGAUCCCAAUGAUCCGAAUCCCUUGGGCAAAGCCAUCGGCAAAAACAUUGUCUUUACUCUGGAUGCGUGCCCGGGUGAAGGCACCUGGCUGAAGGCGCUCAGCUUUGCGCGUAUUUGGCGCAGUCGCCAUGCGGAGCGUUGCAUGGAUCCCAGCGACGUAUGGACAGAAUGGCAUUUGGACAUCGAGUGCGAAUGGCUGCUGCCGGAAGAAGAGAUGGCUGCCCUGGAAGAUCUCAGUGCAGCACUGGCGCAGGCGUGGUCACGCUAUCCAGGAGGCUCCCUGGAAGAAGAGGAAAAACUUCUUCAAAAGCGUUUGACCAGCAAAAGACGUACGGCGAUCGUUGUGCGCAGAGAUGAGAAGUACACCCUGUGGAAACUGCAACGCUUCAUUGAUGAUGCCAAAAGCCGUCUGGAACGCCUCAAACGAGACACUUCCAACGAUCGAAGCUGGGUUGGCCAGAGCCAUCCAGAGCCAAAAACGGAUGAGACUGCGGAGCAGGUAGCCAAGCAGAAUCAAGCAGAUGCCCGCAACUCAGAAAGAGAACAACGGAGGACUGCGAAGCAGACCUUCGUCUGCCACUUGGGUCAGAAUGCGAGGGAUGGGGUGGAGGAGGACAAAGCGCUGAAGAAAAGAUUGCAAGCGCUCAGGGAAAGCCAGAGCUUUGGCCAAAGGGCUAUGCACGUUCUUCCUGUCCAACGAUUACAGGCCUUACGUAGGGCAACCAACAAAAUGGGCUACGAGAGGUAUGUCACCUACCUGCCAGCUGCAGCACUGGCAUACCCAAGGUGCUCGCGCCGCAAGGCUUGGAGAUCCCCCAUGGAAUGGAUGGAUGAAGGUACUUCCAUCGUACAGCCGGGCAGUUCAUGGAACUCCUUUAGGCCGCAAGAUAUCGGCAUGGGGAUGGUACCAGUGAGAUCCAAAUUGGAGGCCUCUUCAGCUUUCAAACAAGCUAUGGCUUUGGAGGCCACUCUGCCUUUCAUGGAAGCAGCUGUAACUGGCCUUUGCGCUUCCUACCCACCUGGUUGCGUCAUGGCGCUGUGCGCUGCUGUCCGACAUCGUUGGCUUCAGCUUCCCAAAGAGGAGCAGCGGUCCUUGUUGCUGACACUGCGGCAGCUACGGUACCUGGAAGCCAGCAUGCCAGCUCUGGUGGCUGGUGCCCUGUCGGUUGGUAGUGGUCCAGUCUUGGGGGCAGCAGGGCUUGAACGAAAACAAGUGGAGGCAGCCUUCGGCCAGGGAGUUGCCACCCUGUUGGUUGAGUUGCAACAGUUUGUCGCAAUUGAACGCACCUUGCGGAGCUCGGGGGAUCUAUCCCCUGGCAAGGUUGACCUGGCCAUGUCGUUGUUCACGGCCCAGCAGUCGCAAAGCCGGUCGACGGAAUCUCUGAUCGUGUUCCUGGCCAAUAAGGCUGCGGAGCUUCGAUUAUUUUCAAUGCGAGGACCUUUCGCCACGAUCCACCAGUUGUCCAAGUAG
Molecule: messenger RNA, 2421 nt
Organism: Cladocopium goreaui
Lineage: Eukaryota; Dinophyceae; Suessiales; Symbiodiniaceae
Source: the annotation of a GenBank genome assembly